Messenger RNA from Striga hermonthica, 999 nucleotides. The record is from the annotation of a GenBank genome assembly. NCBI's taxonomy places the organism in Eukaryota, Viridiplantae, Streptophyta, Magnoliopsida, Lamiales, Orobanchaceae.
AUGGCCACCGAUUUCAAAUCCAUCCCUCUAAUCGAUAUCAGUCCCCUAGUUGAGAAAUGUGAUGAUCCGAACAUGGGUCAGGAUGAAAUGGUAGCAGAAGUUGUGGGGCAAUUGGACCGGGCUUGUAGAGAAGCUGGGUUCUUCUAUGUGAAGGGCCAUGGCAUUCCUUGCUCUCUUAUAAAGGAGAUUAGAAGCAUCUCGCGCCAGUUUUUCCAUUUGCCGUACGAGGAGAAGCUCAAGAUUAAGCUGUCGGGAGCGACUGGAUACAGAGGGUAUCAAAGAGUCGGCGAGAAUGUUACAAAAGGUGUUCCGGACAUGCACGAAGCUAUCGAUUGCUACAGAGAAGUCACAUCCGGGAUGUAUGGAGGUCUUGGCAAAACCAUGGAAGGAUGUAAUAAAUGGCCAAGUGACCCUCCAAGCUUUAAAACUUUAAUGGAGGAUUAUAUUAGUCGCUGCACAGAUCUGUCGAGGAACAUAAUGAGAGGGAUAGCUUUGGCAUUGGGUGGGCCAGUGGACGCAUUCGAAGGGAACAUAGCCGGCGACCCGUUCUGGGUGCUCCGUGUGAUCGGAUAUCCUGUUGUCCACCAUGCGAGUGGCAAUCUUAUGGCGAACGAUAAAAAUGAUGUGGGAUGUGGAGCUCAUACCGAUUAUGGUUUGCUGACAUUAGUGAAUCAGGAUGACGAUAUAACUGCACUGCAAGUGAGAAACAAUAGUGGCGAAUGGAUAUCAGCUGUACCUAUUUCUGGUACAUUUGUUUGCAAUAUUGGUGACAUGUUAAAGAUACUGACAAACGGUCUAUACGAAUCCACUCUUCAUCGGGUCAUCAACACCUCCCCAAAAUACCGCAUUUGUGUCGCAUAUUUUUACGAGCCAAACUUCGAUGCGGCUGUAGAGCCACUGGAGACGUGCGUGGAGAAAACGGGCGGGACCCGCAAGUUCGAAGCAGCUGUCUACGGCAAGCAUUUGGUCAGUAAAGUGCUGACUAACUUUGUACUGUAG